ACGCAUGGGCAAUAAUUCCGUUUCAUUCAACUUCCGAUAGGUCGUGUCAGUGGAUCUCAUGUGAAUCACCAAGACAUAUAAAUCACUAAAUCAACUGUGGAUUUUGUUUAGCCUUUUUUCCGAAGGAAAUAACCAAAUAUUCUAGUAAUGUGAGAAUUUUUUGUUUACGUUUUUCCAACGAUUCCAGUGAAGAGGGAAUCACCUGUUUAUUUUUAGAAACCCUCAUAACAAUGGGGUUACUCUUUACAAGAUUGUGGAGUUUAUUCACAAAUGAAGAACAUAAAGUCAUUAUAGUUGGUUUGGACAAUGCUGGAAAGACGACUAUCUUAUAUCAAUUUUUAAUGAAUGAAGUGGUUCACACCUCCCCAACCAUUGGUAGUAAUGUGGAAGAGGUGAUCUGGAAAAACAUCCACUUUUUGAUGUGGGACAUUGGUGGUCAAGAAACACUACGAUCAGCAUGGAACACAUACUACAGCAAUGCUCAGUUUGUCAUUCUGGUUGUGGAUUCAACAGACAGAGAGAGGCUGUCCAUCACAAAAGAAGAGCUCUGUAAGAUGUUGAAUCAUGAGGAUCUGAGGAAAGCAGCCAUUUUGGUAUUUGCCAACAAGCAAGAUAUCAAGGGCUCUAUGUCAGCAGCUGAGAUUUCUCAGCAUCUAAAUCUGACUUCCAUUAAAGACCAUCCUUGGCACAUACAGGGAUGCUGUGCUCUCUCCGGGGAAGGGUUGUAUCAAGGUUUGGAGUGGAUCACAAGUAAACUUCGGGGGCGGUGACCUCAGCUGUAACAUAUUUAAACACUACACACUGGUCAAAAGAGUCAAGAGGUCAAAGGUCAGCAGAAAAGGAAUGCUGUUUUCUGGUGUAAUUGUUCGAUUUAUGUAUUCCUUCCUGACAGUCAAAUACAAGUCUCCUCAGGAAUCGAUGCCAGUGUUUUAUUUGAAAUGAGCUACAGAAAUACCUGUCAGAUCAUUUGAGAUGGUGUUUAUUUCCGAUGGAUUCAGUUUGAGAGAAAUUGUCUGACAUGUAUUGAGUGUGAGAUGAAUUCAGUUAUAUGUUUCACAGUGUGUUUGUGUACAGUACCCACUGAAGCCACGUUAGGAAAGAAUUACUGUUAAUUUUCUCAUGUAUUUAUUUGAAAUGUUCAAAUUGUCUUAUGGUGUAAACAUGAGCUAUAUUGAUAGACAUGAAUGGAAAUCAGCAAUUGAAUGUGUUUAGAUACCAGACUUCCCUUCAUCUCAGUGAUCUGAUGAGCUGAUGAAUGGCUAAUUGUUAUCAUUUCUUUAUCACUUUUUAAAAAAGAGAAGUUUUGUGUAUUUUUUGUUAUUCUAAUUGAGUACCAGAAUAAUCAGUCAGAUAGAAUGUGAAGAAAGUGAAUAAUCAGUCCGAUAGAAAGUGAUUGAUCAGUCAGAAUGUGAAGAAAGUGAUUAAUGCCCCGGAGAGUUUUAAAACUUUAAUUAUUAUUCUGCAGGAGUCAUUCAUGUUGAUACCAAUGUAUUUUUAUUUUGUUUUUGGUAUGAAAAGCUGAUGACAAAAAGAGUUUGCACAGCAUUUCUCAAUAUCCAAUCAGAGUGCUGUAUGUUCUAGUCCUAAUCUACACAGCAAGGGUAUUUAAUAUAUCUAACCAUGACAUCUAUUAGAAAAAAAAAAUCUGGAGCUUUUAUGCAUGGAAACUAAAUUAAAGGUGAUAUUUAUGUUUUGUCUGUCUUCGUGUCGAUCUCCAAGUUUAAUCUUAAGUUUGCAUGAUAGAGGUUUUAUUUUUUGGCGGGAAUACUCCGUUUGUGAAGCAGACGUGCAAAUUCUAUUGAAAAACAUAGAACUUGAAAGUCAUACUAUUAGUAAAAGGUCAAAAGGUCAAAAAAAUUAGUUCCUUUUACUAAGUAAGGUACAUUUCAUGUUUGUUGUACUACACAUUCCUCAAACUUUAUUCUAUCCCAAAAAGAAGGUGCCCCAUUGAGGCCAUGGAAUAAUCUAUUGUUGAAUGUACAUUGUAUCCUUGUUUAUCGUUUAAACAUUGCUACAGUUUUUUGUUUUCUUGUGAAAUGUACAUCACAUAUAAUAACAUGAAAAGUAUUAAUUCUAAUGUUGCCAAAAGCUUUAAAGUUUGAAUGACAAGUGAUGCAUCAUUUACAAAUCAGUAUAUGUGUACCGUGCUUGACAAGUCAGUUUAUGUGUACCUUGCUUGACAAGUCAGUUUAUGUGUACCCUGAUUGACAAAUCAGUAUACGUGUACCCUGCUUGACAAGUCGGUUUAUGUAUACCCUGCUUGAAAAGUCAAUAUGUGUGUACCUUGCUUGACAAGUUGGUUUAUGUGUACCCUGCUUGACAAGUCAGUAUACGUGUACCCUGCUUGACAAGUCGGUUUAUGUGUACCCUGCUUGACAAGUCGAUAUGUGUGUACCUUGCUUGACAAGUCGGUUUAUGUGUACCCUGAUUGACAUGUCAGUAUAUGUGUACCCUGAUUGACAAAUCAGUAUACGUGUGCCCUGCUUGACAAGUCAGUUUAUGUGUACCCUGCUUGACAAGUCAGUUUAUGUGUACCCUGCUUGACAAGUUGGUUUAUGUGUACCCUGCUUGACAAGUUGGUAUAUAUGUACCUUGGUUGACAUUUUUCAUUCAGUAAUUGAUGGUAUGUAAAUGUUGCCAUGCUUUGAAAAUAUUGCUAUUCUUCUAGGAACAGAUGAAUUGGGUGCUGUCUUUGAGGGUUUUAAAAUUUUACAGGAUGGUAAACAAACAUAUAAUACUUGUAGAGUAUAAAAUAUCAGUUUGGACUAGAAUUUCUUUACUUAGCUUUUUUUAGAAAAAAAACUUUGUGCCAUAGAUAAGAACAAUUUUGAAUUGUAAAUUUGUAUUCAGAAAACUUAUUAUAAAACAAGGUAAACACCAAUCAGGAACGAAGUGAAGAGAGAGAUAGUUGGAUUUUUUGUUUGUUUGUUUGUUUGCGUUUGGAACACUGACACUAUAGCUUGCGUUGAUGACGUUUUCAUCAUAAACACAGCUAUUAUGUAGCUAGUUAUGCUAUUAAAAGCACCUUGUUUUAGUUGUAACUUUAUAUAUACUUGUAGAUUUUAGCGACUAGUUAGGGCUUGAACAGAAAGUGAGAGUGUGUCAUGAAACCCCCCCCCCCCCUUUUGUAGUAGUAAUGAAAGCAUGCUGUUGAACUCAGGUUUUUAUUAAACUCAUCAGGGUUCACCAUCAUUUUGAGAUAUCUCGAGAUUUAUAACAAAUUUGAAAUGGCCAAAUUCAUUUUACAGCAGCUAUCAAAUUUGAAGUUAGGUGACCCGUCCUAUUGCAAUCACUUUCUGUCUGCUGUUUUGCAUAUUAUAAAUGUGACCAUUGGAUGGUGUAGCAGUCAACAUUUUAAAUUCUCGAUAAGAAUAUACUGAUUCAGAAGUACAUGUAACAUUUUAUUGAAGAAUUUAUAGGCCUCGCACUUUACCAAUGUGCCACAGCAUCAGGUGAAAAUAGCAGACGAAGUAUUCAUAUGAAGCAAGUGGAAAAGUAUGAAAGUUGCCAAACAUUUCUAAGGAAUGUAUACCCUUAAUAAGAUUAAAUUGAUAUCUUGCAUUUUAUUUCCUGUUUUUGAUGUAUAAGUGGUUUUGUUUUUGUAAUACAUGGAAAUUUUUGUGGUAUAUAUAAUUGUCAAAAAGUGAGAGAGAGAGAGAAAGAGAGAAUGAUUUUACUUUGGCUGUGGCUGCCAGAAUGAUUGUGAUCAUUAAUGUUUGAUUUUAAUUUUAUUUCAUACACCAAACAAUGUAUUGUAGAUAAAAAUAGAAUCAAUCAUUUAGGUGCAUCUCCUCGAAUCUGUACAGUUUGGACUUAAAUUUUUUUUCACAUAUUCAUAUAAUGUGUUUUGUGAAUGGGAGGUUGGCCCGUCUCUGUGUUCAGGUCUUAGCAUGAUGUUCACCCUUGCACUCUGAAAAGCCAGUACUUUGUUAAAUAUUGUCACUUCAAUUUUAAUUAUGACUUGUUGUUAAAUAUUGGUGCAUUGUUUAUGUUAUAAUAUGUAUAUUUGAUAUCGUUUUAUCCUCAUAAAUUACUUUGUGAAAAGCACCAAGCAAAGUUAAAAGUUUGCUUUCAACCUGUCAUACACAUGCGUUUUACUGGCCAGGUAUGCAACCUAUGGCAUAUUUUCAAUUUUGCUUUGUUGUAAUAUAACUAAUAACAGAAUUAACACAACAGCAUUUUUUUUUCCUUUUUACAAAAUCAUAAAUCAUACAUAACAAAUUUACUUUAAAAAAUAUAUCCCAUCUUUCCAGAAUUGUGGAAUGAAAUACGGGUGACUAUAUUGCAACUAGCAGUGUCUACACAUGCAUGUCAUAGACAUUACACUUAUUAUUUUUUGGUAAAAAAAAUAAAUAUAUAUGUUUUUUUUAUUGCACAAGUUGAACAACUAUCUAUUAAUAUCGGAGUAUUUUUAUGUACAUUUUCCUGUUUCAAACCAAGGUCCAUAUAUUUUUUUUAAAAAACAAAAUUCUACGUCUGGCUUGUGACAGUACAUGUACCUUUAGCCACGUUUUACUUUUCAUUGCUUAUCUAGAAGCAGUCAAACUGGAUCAAAUAACACCCAUAGGUUGAAGCUCUCUACUUGUGCAAAGCUGCAAGGGCCACUGAAGGAAGAGGCAUUUUUACAGACGUAUAUUUUUAUAUGAUGUGUAUGUACAUGCUUUUAUGAGAUUUUGUGAAAGAAAUUGUAUGGUGCAACACAUGAAAGGGGUGAUUGUAUAUUAAGUAAUUAGCAUAUUAUAGAAAGAGCUGUAAUGUAAUAAAAUUUGUGGAAUGUA
Molecule: messenger RNA, 4778 nt
Organism: Ostrea edulis (European flat oyster)
Lineage: Eukaryota; Metazoa; Mollusca; Bivalvia; Ostreida; Ostreidae
Product: ADP-ribosylation factor-like protein 5B
Exons: 6
Coding region: 231-770 (179 amino acids)
Biological process (GO): intracellular protein transport; vesicle-mediated transport; protein localization to Golgi membrane
Cellular component (GO): trans-Golgi network; cytoplasm
Molecular function (GO): GTPase activity; GTP binding
Source: RefSeq, a predicted model, not a curated record